Messenger RNA from Marchantia polymorpha subsp. ruderalis, 3503 nucleotides. The record is from the annotation of a GenBank genome assembly. NCBI's taxonomy places the organism in Eukaryota, Viridiplantae, Streptophyta, Marchantiopsida, Marchantiales, Marchantiaceae.
AAGAAGAGGAAAGAGCAGCAGCAGAAGAAGCAGAACGACGAGAGAGAGAGAGAGGGAGAGAGAGCGGCGGGGCCGGAAAGGGGGCGAUCGAGCAAGAUAAUGAGCACAGGACGGCCUUGCACUACUGCACCAAGCGAGCAGCAGGAUCCGGAGGAUUCCAUCGCGAGAGAGGGAGAGAGGUUCAGAGCGGACAAGAAAAGAGCGCGAGGUGGCUGGGCUUCGUUGAGUGGGGUCGAGCAUGGCAUGAUCUUGUUGGCCGCAGAGGAGGAUGAAAUCUUGUCGCAGUCGCCACGAUCGCGAUGCAUGAGCAGUAGUGUGAGUGAGUAAGUGAGAGAGAGAGAGAGAGAGAGAGAGAGAGAGAGUGGGCGAUGUGGAGGCGGUCGGAGGAGGGCGAUGCAUGGGAAGGUUAUGUUUCGCCUUGGGGAUUGUAUUACCUUGGAAUAUAUGGAGAUGUUUGGAGGUGAUUGAUUGAGAUAUUGAUCAAUCAAUCUAUUAAUCAAUCUUCUGGGCUUUAUUAUGGGUGUCCGUGCAUCUUUCGUAGGCUCUCCGCAACAGAAGAUCUUGCGAUUGCUUGCCGGGGCGUGAGGGGAAACCACUGUUGGAAAACCGCGCUGAACAAUGUCCUGAGCUUUCCAGUCGGCUGGCGAGAGAGAAUCGGGCGCGCUUUUCAGAUUCUACUCGUCUACAGCUGCGGCCCUGUGCGCAUCUCGUGCUGCGAAAGUCGAUGAUAGUGUAUCUCCAACAGGGACACGUGAUUGAAAACUUCAAGCGUUAUAUACUUGAUGCGUAUGGUGGCUGAGGAACCUCUCGUGACGAGUGAGUUGACGGAGAAUUUUUCCAAGUCUGUAAGACCAUACCGAUGAUGCCCAGUUCGUAUGCCUGCCUCGAAAGUUCGAAACGAUUAUCCCGAGCUGAAAGACGUCGAGGUCAUGAUCUUUUAGUAGCUCCUCCUCAUGAAGUAUCGGGUUAAAUAGCGUGUCUGAGAAUUCGAGGAGCUUGAGCGCUGUUUGGAGUGAAAAUAUGAUCGUGACUGACUUAGAUCAAGAACUUCGAAUUGAGGAGGAAUUUUGAAGCCUGAUUGAGACGACUCGUGGAGGACUGAUGGAGGGUGAAAGCAAUCCGCGGGUGGUACUGCUAAACGACUGGCGUGGUACGGUUGUUGGCCUUGCCUACGAUUCGGAUUCUCACGAGGCCAGAGAAGCGAGUCCAAUUUUCACUUUGGAGCAUCGUUACACCAAUCUGCAGGACAGUGGAAGUGGGGUGACAGGAGUAGCCGGAGGUUUAUCCGCGGAUUCACAGCAACAGAGAUCAUCAACGGAUGGCGCGUUUCCUAGAGUUGCAUCUCACGUAUUGGAACGCCUCAUGCUCGUGGCGCGCAAAUGCCUGUUCAAAACAACCGUCGAAGAGCACGUGGAGAAAUUAUUUGCGGACGAUGUUCAUACGAAGGAGCGCGCUGCGUGUGCGCUGGCGGACCUCUCUCUCACCUCUCGAGAGCAUAAGCUGAAGAUUACCGAAACUCCGCGGGCUUUGGAGGGGCUUGUAAACUUAUUACAGCUGAAUUCGGCUGGGAUGACACAUCAUGAGGUCCAGUGCGCCAAGGCGCAGACGGAGGCAACGAGGGCUCUGGUAAGCCUGGCUUGUGAGCAAGAAAACAGGUGGAUCAUAUCUGAGUAUCCUUUUGCAUUAACAGGUCUCGUGAAAGUGCUUCUGACGAAUUGCGAUCCAGAGGCGAGAAAAUGGGCUGCACAGGCUUUGGGGAAUCUUUGCACGCAUUCACGAGAGGUUAGGUUGAAGAUUGGAGAGGUUCCUAAUGCUUUGGCAGGGCUUGUGAGGUUGGUCAACAAAGAUAAGGUGGAUUCAGUGAGAGAGCAAGCCGCGAGGACGUUAGCAAUCCUCAUGAAAGGACAGCAGGAAAAUAAGGAAAAGAUCGCUAAAAUUCCUCAUGCGGUUGCAUCUCUGGUGAGAUUGUUGGCACCUCAUGAGAGCCUGGGAGCGCAGAGGAUGGGGGCAUUAGCCUUGGCUAGUCUCAAUUACUCGGAAGACAUUUUGCUCGAGAUUGCUAACACCCCGGGUGCUGUAACGGCUUUAGUCGGUUUGCUGUCCGCUGACGAAAGGGCUCGCCACAAAUUAGAGUACGCGGCAACAGCAGCAGCAGGGAGCAGCACUCGAGCUCAUCACGGUAACAGACGGAAAGCAGUUGAAGACGAUGAGGCUCCUCCAGACAAACUUGCAACAUUGGUAGGCGUAUUGGUGAAUCAAGAAAAUCCGAACUCGCAGAAACGCACAGCUAUCGCGUUAGCCAAUAUUUAUUUGCGAGAGAAAGUAUUUUCUCUCAUGACAGGGACAGUUGGAUUGGGUUGUUCACGUCGAGGUAUGAACCCCGUCGAGCACAUGGCCCACUUCGAGGGAGGGAGUCUGAACAUGGAAGAUCGUGCUGUCAACGUUCUACACUUCCUCGCGGCGGCGAGGGAAAAGAAAAUGUUGAUGUCGGAAUAUCCCAACGCCAUGAUAGGCUCCGUCGGGCCGUUGCCCAAGGAAGGGAACCGAGACUCUCCGACUUGCGCAUUCGGAGCAAUGGCCCUGGCGAGUCUUGCCCGUGCUCACAGAAAUCGGAGAAAAAUUGCAGAGUGUCCCGGCGCCUUGGCAGGUUUGGUGAAACUCCUCGGGAAAACAGAAUGUUCUAUCGCGCAAGCGCACGCAGCUUGUGCGCUCGCCAACAUCGCUCAUGGAGAUCGACAAAUUCAGUACACCAUCACCAGGGUCCCGAAUUCGAAUGUUGUAGCUGCUCUUGUCAGGAUGCUAUUCAAACGAGAAAGUCAUUAUGUGCAAGCACAGGCAGCGAGAGCGUUAGCGUGUCUUGCGUCCGUUCGAGAUCGAGAUAACAAUCUGGUUAUUAUCGCGAAGUACCCUAACAUUAUGACAGAUCUAUCCCGUUUGUUGUUCCAGUCCGAUGUGCCCAGCGUCCAGGAGGAGGCCGCCUGGGCUUUGGUCAACAUAGGCCACCGUCAUUUAGGACAUUAGAUGAUGCUAAAAACAUUUACGAUCUUCAAUACUCGAAGACGAUAGAUCAAGAAGAUUUUGCCUUCAGUUUCUAAUUCUAUGUUAUUACGCUCCAAAGUAAUACGUGUAGAUGUUACAUUCGAACCCCCAGUGUCGUAUUAGAUGUAGAUAGACAGCGGCCGACUCUUGUCGCUCCUGAAUGAUUAGAAAAGAACAUUUGAUCCUGAAGUUGGCUCGAUGAUUCGUGAUACUUUAACUUAUAGGCUCGGGAUGAUGAUUCAAGGUGAAAAAAAAACCGAAUCAUCUCCUCAACAUAUUUCCUUUAGGCCCAGUUUUGUUCCGCCGAUCGUAUGAUCAUGAAAAUUGUACUUUACCUUUCCUUGCGUACUAAAAUCGAGCAGAGUUCAAGCAGUGUACCGAAUCUGAUCUUUCCGACAGCAUGUAAUUUCACCCAAGAGGGCUUUUACCAGUGACAUCUAUUGAUCAGAGGCUUUUUGUACAGU